Scheffersomyces amazonensis is the source of this 1038-nucleotide messenger RNA. It is a transcript of the gene IMP2, whose product is annotated as endopeptidase catalytic subunit. The transcript has a single exon. The record is from RefSeq and is a predicted model, not a curated record. Gene Ontology annotation, molecular function: serine-type endopeptidase activity. Lineage: Eukaryota; Fungi; Ascomycota; Pichiomycetes; Serinales; Debaryomycetaceae. The coding region runs from base 102 to 689 and encodes 195 amino acids. Gene Ontology annotation, cellular component: mitochondrial inner membrane peptidase complex; membrane.
AAAAAAGGAAGACGCAAAGGAAAUAGCCAAUAUCAACCCCCCACCAGGACUAACGGAACCAUAAUUGCUAACAAGGACAACUAUAUAGAAAGAUAGAAAGGAUGGCUAUACCCAAUGGCUUGAAAACAACGCUAAUUACGCUAACGUGGUUCCCAGUUCUUUAUUCAUUCACCAACCAUGUAUAUCAACCGUAUCAAAUAUCCGGCUCUUCGAUGACUCCAACAUUUAAUCCAGGGACUUCAACAACGAGUAAAGAUAUUGUAUUAGUACAGAAAUAUAACUUAAAGCUGGCAAAUUCACUUCAUCGAGGUGAUAUAGUAAUGUUUCGAUCACCUAGUAAUCCAGAGAAAAUCCUCACAAAGAGAAUAAUUGCAACCCAAGGUGAAGUAGUACGAACCAAAUCACCACCAUAUCCUAAACAACAGGUUACUGUACCGAGAAAUCAUGUAUGGGUCGAAGGGGACAAUAGUUUCCAUUCAAUUGAUUCAAAUAACUUCGGACCUGUCAGUCAGGGUUUGGUUGUGGGGAAGGUGGUCUUUGUGAUAUGGCCUUUAAGUAGAUUUGGAUAUGAUGGGUCAAGUUCAAGCACUAAUACUAGUUCCGGCGGACUAGGCUCUACAAACUCUGUAGUGAAUAAUGAAAUGAAUGAUGCUACAAGUAUUCAAGUCAAGAGAAUAGAUGAGUUUUAGUUAGAUGGCUAACCAUUUCUGAAUUUCAUAAUGAUGUUUGAUGUUAAAAAUGUAUAUAAAUUAAUUUACGAAAUGAUGGAUAUGUAAAUAUACAAUAAUUGAUUAUCCAAUAUGCUCGUGCUUAGUGGUGUUAUCUCUUUUCCAUAGACUCUCGUGCCAAGCUAAUCGAAUCCACUUUUCCGAACAAAAUGUGAAAGUAUAAAAUAUAUAAUUUUAUUUUUACGCAACGCCUAUAAUCUGAAAAAUAUCCCAUUUAUAGUAAUCAAACGUGUCCCUGCUCUAUCAAUUUAUUGGAACUCAUCUCAUGAUUUCAAUAAAACAUUAUCAGCUAUUGUUAAUAUUAUUACAA